AUGGGGGUGAAGGUUUACGGUUUGGCGCGGUCGACGCCCACAACAAGGCCGCUGGUGUGCCUGGAGGAAAAGGGGGUCGACUAUGAACUCGUGCCUGUUAAUCUGGCUGCUGGUGCCCAUAAGCAGCAGCCUUUUUUCACUCUUUAUCCUUUUGGUCAGAUUCCUGUAUUUGAGGAUGGAGAUCUCAAGCUUUUUGAGUCUAGGGCUAUCUCAAAGUAUGUGGCACACAGGUACAAGGACAUUGGGACAGACUUGCUAGGCACCAGCCCGGCUGAAAUGUACUCAGUGGGAGUCUGGCUAGAAGUAGAGGCUCACCAAUUCAACCCAGCCAUCCAGCCCAUGCUUUAUGAGUUAUUUCUCAAGCCAUCCAGGGGAGAGACGCCGGAUACGACCUUGGUCGAGGCCCAGGGUGUGAAGCUCGGCAAGGUGCUCGACGUCUAUGAGGAAAUCUUGGCGAAGAGGAAGUACUUGGGUGGCGAUGUCUUCUCCCUUGCUGAUCUGCACCAUCUUCCUUGCACUCACUACAUUAUGCUCACCCCUUAUGCUUCCCUCAUUGCUUCGCGCAAACAUGUCAAUGCCUGGUGGGAGGACAUCUCUUCGCGCCCCACCUGGAAAAAGGUCUCGGCCUCCAUGAAGUUUUGAAGAAGUGUGGGUGUUUG
Molecule: messenger RNA, 659 nt
Organism: Nymphaea colorata (pocket water lily)
Lineage: Eukaryota; Viridiplantae; Streptophyta; Magnoliopsida; Nymphaeales; Nymphaeaceae
Product: glutathione S-transferase-like
Exons: 3
Coding region: 1-642 (213 amino acids)
Cellular component (GO): cytoplasm
Molecular function (GO): glutathione binding; glutathione transferase activity
Source: RefSeq, a predicted model, not a curated record